Molecule: messenger RNA, 3831 nt
Organism: Symbiodinium natans
Lineage: Eukaryota; Dinophyceae; Suessiales; Symbiodiniaceae
Source: the annotation of a GenBank genome assembly
AUGUUGCAGGAUAUCAGGUUGCCCGGAACAAUACCAGCGAAGGGGUCGGCACAAGAUGAGCGCCUCGCGCUUGCCGAACUCUUCGAGCAUCUUCGAGCCAUGCUGCCAGAACGGAGCUUCACGGAUCCCACCUCUAGCUCCGGAGGCACGAAGAGCGAGGAGGUCGCUCCACGCUCUUCGACCUCGAGCAUUCCCCCGGAACAGUCCUUCAAGGGGAAGAUGGACAUCAUCGUCGCUGGUGGUCCAGACUAUCAACGCUACAUCUUUGCCCUCCAUGCUCGAAUGUUGGGUGUUCAUGACGCCAUCGAGGUUGACAACAGGGUUGACUUCAAGACGGCUCUCAUGAAUUCCCAGAAGGAGGACCAACAUCGGCCUUGCGUCGUGUUCCUUGGGGAUGAGACGUGGCUCGAAAUCCUCAGGAGGACGGACCAGCAGGAGCGGCCACUCACGGUUGUGAACGUGAAUGUCGACCCUGGCAGGGAGGACGCCUACGACGCCCACAUUCUGUCAUCGGCCCCCCGAGCAGAUGUUGCAGACUUUCUCAACCUAGUUCUCGAGCAGUGGCCCGCUUCGACCACGACGAUCCUGGAGGCUGCCGUUUGCAGCCGGGCGUGCCUUGAUGCCAAGGCUAAGGUGGUGAAGAUGGGCGGUGCCGCAGAUGACCUCCUUGCUCGCAUUGAGCGCCUGGAGCGCAUCGUGGAGGAUCAUGGGAAGAGGCUGGAUGAUGUCGCACCAAGAGGGGCGCGACGCGACGCUCGUCGCGGGGAGACGACGCCGCCGGUGAACGCUCCCCGGGCUGGCGCCCACCGCGCGCCAGCAGCCGCCAACCGCCGCGCGGGCAGCCGCAGUCCCGAUGUCCCCCGCUCCGCCCCAAUGGUGGCGAAGUCGCCCCGUGCGCUGAGGGCCCCGGGUGUCUACGUUUGCGGCGGCCACGCUUCCGGAGUUACACUUGGGACAACUUCAAGGCUGAAUUCGGCGACGGGCAUUUGGGAGGCCAUGCCCCCGAUGCCCACACCUCGUCAUGGCUGCUCCGCUGCGUCCAUGAUUGGCGUCAUCUACGUCGUGGGCGGGGCCAACGAGAGCGCUUUGCCGUUGGACACAGUGGAGCGUUUCGAUCCUGCGGUCGGCAAUUGGGAGACACUCCCGCCCAUGCCUACACCCAGGCACGGCGCGGCAUCGGCAGCAGUGGCGGGCUUGCUGUACUGCGUGGGAGGCUACGAUGGCGAGGGCGUCCUGCCCGCUCUGGAGCGCUUUGACCCAGCCGCACGGAGUUGGGACCAGCUUCCGGCGAUGCCCCAUGCUCGCGGGCGAUGCGCUGCGGCUGCUUCCGAGGGCCGGCUCUUCGUGAUAGGCGGCACAGACGACAACUCACGCGAGCUCGACGCAGCGGAAUGCUUUGAUCCGAGCACGUGGACUUGGGAGGUCCUGCCGCCGCUGCCCACCCCGCGCUGCAGCUGCGCCGCGGUGGGUCUGGGCGGCGCGCUCUUCGUGGUCGGCGGCCGGCGGGAGGGAGAGAAGCUGGCCACGGUCGAGCGUUUCUCCCUCGCCCAGAGUCGCUGGGACUCCGUCCUGGCACUCCCUGGGCCACGGGACGCCUGCGCUGCCGCGGCGCUGGGCACGCGGCUCUACGUCUUCGGCGGCAGAGGUGUGGGCGUGGCUGGCAACCAGACCCUCGCCAGUGCGGAUGCCGCAGGCGACCUGCGGAUGUGCUGCCGCCGCGGCCGAGCGCUAAUGACUUAUGCCUUCUGGGAAGGAAAAAAAGUCGGGGCCACCGGGGUGGUUUUCCUUCACUACGAGGACGAAGGACUGGCCCCCAUUGCCUUGGGCGACCGGGUGGCACCGCCCAUCCGCGCGGUGGUCAUAGAGCGCAUGGCCGGAGUGGCCCUGGCCGAGCGCUUGAUGAGGUCCGAGGCCUUGCAAGCCGAGCUCUUGAAGGGCAAGCUGAUCUCAGAGGAGGCGUAUGAGGAGCAGUUCAUCUUCCGCAUCGACGAGUUUCUCGCUACGCGCAGGGGCAACUUCUUGUGGCACCGGCACCCUGAGAUGCUCCGGAGCAACGGCCAAGAGCCCCUCAGCGCGCGGCUGAUGCGGAGUGGGCUGGAGGUGCCCGCUGGCUGGUUCACGAAGCCACCCGGCUUCGUGCCUUUGUUCAACCCUUCUCUGUUGAGCUUGGAGGACGGUUCACUGUUGGCUGUGCUGCGCAUGUCGAAUGGGCCCGGAUGCCCCAGCGUUCGGGUGUCCCGGGAGUCCAGCAUGGACACGCGGAUCUUCCACAACGCGCUCAUCCUCGCGCAACUGGACUCCGACCUCUCAGUGCAGAGCCAUGUCGUCGUGGACGUGCCGGAACUGACGUGUCGCUUCACUCCCGACAUGGAGGUCAGCGGGCGCCUCUUUCUCGACGAGGUACAUGGCCCGAUGGACGCGCGCAUCGGCCAAGGCGUCGAUGGUGAGAUGUGGAUCUUCUUCUACGCCGAGCGAAACGGAGCCAACAAAGAGGCCCUGCGUGGCAUGCACGCGGCGCCGCUGCGCGUGAGCUGGCGAGACUGCGAAGGAGCAGGCUGGUCUCUCCAUGCAACCGGCGUCUUCUCAUCAGAUGACUGCGCCUGGAAAGGAUCCGGGAACGGCAGCUCUAUCCAGAGCUGCAGGGACUCCUGCGAUGCUGCACAGGGCUGCAACGCCGUCAGCUUCCGCCCAGGGGAUCCAGGAAGCAGCCCCGGGGGCCGCUGCGAGCUGCGGGGCUGCUUUGAAGGCUCGGCGGGCAGCAGGAGCCCUGCGGUCAUGCCAAUGCCCGCCUGGCAAGCCUGGUUGCGGAAGCCCCAGGAGCGGCACUGGCAGCGCUCGGCAACGUGUUCCGGCGGCUGGCAGGGUCUCGGUGACGCUACAAGCCUGGCUGGAUGCAAGCAGAGCUGCCAGGAGCUCGGGUCUUGCGACACCAUCCUUUUCUCGUCAGCCAUAGGUCUUUGCGCCCUACAGCGCUGUGGGGAGCCAGGCAAAGAAGUAUCCGAAGGUUGGGAAGCUUGGCGCAGGGUGGAAGUGCCGGCAGGCAGAAAGUGUUUGGAAAGCGCCCGGCUGCAGGAAGAUGAGCUGAUCGUCUUCCCCUCCAUGUCAGCCGUCGAGAAGAACUGGAACCUCAUCUACGGCGACCGUGACCGCCUGAUCAUCGAGUACUUCAUCGAGCCACACAUCGUGAUUGAAGCCAAGCUCACGCGGACUCCGGGUGAGCCAUCAGGGCUGCAGCUCGCUGGCCUGGAGGAUCGUUUCGUGUCGCGCUGGCCGUACGAGGUGAUUCAUGGCCUCACCAACGUACGAGGCGGCUUUUGCUGCCUUCCGUUGCCUUCCUCCAUGCGGGAGCUGGUCGCGUCGGAAGAUGUCUGGCCCCUGGAGGCCGUCGGGACACUCCCGAGUCUGCCUGAAGGAAGGCUGCUGCUGGGAGCCGGGCACCUGCAGCGCAUACGCCAGCCCUUCGACCAGGCCCCGGGGGACGUGUCCCGGUUCCGCCGACAAGCCAAGAGUCGCACCUACCACCAGUUCUUCUACCUGCUUAGGGACGCGGAGCCCUUCGACGUAGUCGCCGUGUCGCCGGAAUGGUGCAUCACCAUCAACGGGCACUUCAGCAGGCAUUGGGCGCAGGUCCUGCAACCAGGGGAGGAGGCGUGUGAGUCGAUUCAGUUCGUUUCCGGCCUCGCCUGGCGAGGCGAAGAGGUGGUGGUGGCCUAUGGAAUCAACGACUGCGAGUCGGACGUCCUGGUGCUCCCCGCAGCGAAGGUGCUCGGCAUGCUACGGCCGGUGAAGUCGGAUCUGAACGUCUCGCUGGACGACCUCGAGAUGAUUUGA